AUGGAGCCAGGGAACGAGUGGUUUGCCACUGGAUCCAGCGAUAGAACCAUCAAGCUGUGGGAGCUUGCAUCAGGUCGACUGAAGCUGACCCUCACUGGCCACAUCAGUGCAGUCCGGGCCCUCACAGUCAGCCACCGUCAGCCCUACCUCUUCUCUGCCGGGGAAGACAAACAGGUCAAGUGCUGGGACCUCGAGUACAACAAGGUGGUCCGUCACUACCACGGUCACCUGAGUGGUGUCUACUGCAUGUCCCUCCACCCAACCAUCGACGUCCUCCUGACUGGAGGCAGGGAUGCCACGGCUCGCGUGUGGGACAUGCGGACAAAAGCCUGCAUCCACACCCUCGGUGGACACACCAACACAGUGGGCGAUAUCCUGACACAAGCACCCAAUCCUCAGUGUUCUUGCCUUGUGCACUGCACUGCAGGGGACAAUGGGAGCCUUCACUUCUGGGACUGGAAAACUGGCUACAACUUUCAGAAACACCAGACCACGGUGCAGCCAGGGUCACUGGACAGCGAGGCCGGCAUCUUCAAGUGUCUGUUUGAUGUGAGUGGUUGCAGACUCCUCACUGCCGAGGCCGACAAGACAAUCAAGAUUUACAAAGAGGACGACACUGCGACUGAAGAGUCUCAUCCAAUUGUUUGGAGACUUGAGAUUAUGAGAAGAAAGAGAUACUGAAACAUGCACCUUUUACACCCCUAUCUCUAAUACUGAAACUGGCAUAUUUGCAGUUUGUUUAUGUACACCGCCUUUUGAUUGAGCAUUUGUUGACAGGAA
This is a messenger RNA of Geodia barretti, 780 nucleotides long. The record is from the annotation of a GenBank genome assembly. NCBI's taxonomy places the organism in Eukaryota, Metazoa, Porifera, Demospongiae, Tetractinellida, Geodiidae.